This is a messenger RNA of Pecten maximus, 531 nucleotides long. RefSeq lists its product as uncharacterized. Lineage: Eukaryota; Metazoa; Mollusca; Bivalvia; Pectinida; Pectinidae. The coding region runs from base 1 to 531 and encodes 176 amino acids. The transcript is spliced from 4 exons. The record is from RefSeq and is a predicted model, not a curated record.
AUGAUUCUGUGGAUAAAUGGUAUCACAAAUUUGUCUUAUGAUGAUCAGGUGAACACUUUUAGACUUCUUUCCGCCAUGAUGUCAGACAAAUGUCGACUGGUGUUCAGCGCUGAUAUCACACACGACAGAGAUACUAUCCUAAAAGCAUACAAUGACGAUGAAGGCUGUAGCAGAACGUUUAUCCAACAUGCCAUUGUAAGGUUAAACAAAGACGAAGGAAGUCAGAUCGCAUUGACCAGCUUUAAGUAUGCUGUAGAUUUUAUAUCUGACAACAACCCCGAUAAGAUGAGUUUCGUGAGGGCCUAUAUACAAGCUACGAGAAACAUCAGGUACCCAAUUCCUGGGCUUGGUAUAGACCUUCAAAUGAAGAAAGGAGAACGACUAUACUUCCACGAAGGCGCUGGAUUUAGUUGUAAAUAUACAUUAGAACAGCUACAGUAUAUGGUCGAGAAAGCUGGGCUCCGUCUGGAGAAAACCUGGACAGAUGACAAAAAGCGUGUUGUUUUCUGUCAGUGUACAAAAACUUCAUAA